This is a messenger RNA of Camellia sinensis, 1206 nucleotides long. Lineage: Eukaryota; Viridiplantae; Streptophyta; Magnoliopsida; Ericales; Theaceae. The record is from RefSeq and is a predicted model, not a curated record.
AUGGUGGUUACCAUAAAUGAAGUCGGCAACUUGUCUCUCCCAUUGAUCUAUAAAUGGGUAAUGAAUGAGAGGAGUUUUGUGUGUCGCGACUUAGGGUUCGUGGGUCUCUCUGGUUCGUGGGUCGCGUCUUCAGUCAUCAUCAGCAACUCGAGAUCAGCUUCAGCCCGUGCUUCGUCACGGCUCAGUUCUGGUCCUUCUGGUUCGCGAACUCAGUCCCUCUGGUUCGCGAACGUCAUCACCGUGCUUCUGAUUCAGGUCGCGAUCGUCUUCCGCCGUCGUUCACAGCCAUCGCGACUCACCUCGCGAUCGUCUUCAGCCAUCGCGACUCCGUCCUGUCUUUUGAAUCUUCUCUGGUCUGGUAUGUCUGUUAUAACUAUUGGGUCUGUCCUACCGUCUGCUAUGUCUGCUGAUCGGAUGUCUAAACAGCAGAUUGGGACUGGUCGUAGAGUUGGGGACCUCUAUGUGGCACUGAGAGGUAAGAUUAGUCCUUCAUUGCUUGAAUUGCAACAUCUGAAGUAUUUGGACCUUAGUGGUAAUGGUUUUUUCCAUGUGCACAUCCCAAAGUUCAUUGGUUCUUUCGGCAGACUACGAUACCUCAACCUUGCAUAUACUGGCUUUUCUGGUCCAAUUCCUAUUCAGUUCAGGAACCUUACUAGCUUGCAGUAUCUUAAUCUUAGCAGAAAUUAUUAUACGAAUGGUGGAAAUCUUGAGUGGCUUUUUCCCCUUUCUUCAUUAAGUCACGUGGACCUUAGUGGUGUUAACCUUAGUAAAGCAAUCGACUGGGUUCAAUCUAUCAAUAAUCUCCCUCUCCUAAAGGAGGUAAGGUUAAUUGAUUGUACACUUCCUGAUAUCACUACUCAUCCCUCACUUCCUUUUAAUUCUUCUGUGUCUCUUUCUGUAAUUGAUCUAUCUGGUAAUGAUCUAUCUUCUUCAAUAGACAAUUGGUUGUUCAACUUUAGUAGUAGCCUUAUUGAUGUUGACCUUUCUAGUAACCAAUUAAAAGGUCUGAUUCCUGAUUCUUUUGGAGGCUUGAUUUCCCUCACAAAUCUCAGUCUUCGUUUUAAUCAUCUUAAAAGCGCCCUUCCAAAAUCCUUUGCAAAUUUAACUCAUUUACUAUCUUUACAUUUUUGCUACAACAAUUUAACUGAAGAACUUCAUCAAUUCCUUCAAAAGUUGUCUGGGGCAGAGGACUCAUUACGGUUUUGA